AAAGUGAAACUUGCUUUAGCGUGCUUCUAAACCUCAACUGGUUGGUUUCGUGCUUCGUGUCAAAAGUACGCUACUUCUACGAAUAACGUAACCUAUUUUAGCCUCUCGGUCAGUGGGGACGAUCGAAAAAGGAGGCGGGCGACGAGCGGGAUCAUCGACGAGCGGGACCAAGAGAGAAAAGGACCCCGCUCGUCGCCCGCCUGCUUUUUCGAUCGUCCCCACUGAGCGAGAGCCCAGAACAGGUGAAGUAUUUUAAAGCUAAACCUUUUCAGUAGGAUUGUGGAUUCUCAAGAACUCAAAAAAUGAUCGCGUUCGAUCCGAGUUCUUUUAGAGUCGACACAUAUUGAACCUGAAAAGUUUGUCUAUUUUUUCAACAAUUUUAGAUUUAGUAUCAGAUGGACUAAUUAAUUGAACUCGUGUCGUUUUGCCUAAACACUAACAAAGAACAGUCUAAGGUCAGGGCUUCCCCAGACCCUUUCCGCUUCUAACAUAUGCCUAGUAGAGGGGCCCUGGGGCUUAAACUACUGUGAUUAAUAUUCAAAUGCACACCGGACAGAAGUCUUGUUUGAGAAAACAUCUGCCACGCGGACUAAUUAGUCCGCGUGGCAGAUGUUUUCUCUAGUAUAUGUUGUAGUUUCUUCUUCGAAAACUCUCAAAGGAAGUAAAUGUUUCGACACUACUUCAACCGAAUGUUUAAUUAAUUAAUUAAUUAAUCGAUAUACACUGCAAGAAUAUCGAAGAAAGUGACGGACAAGUUCAUUUUCACCCAUUUAUUCCAUUUAUUCAGUUCUUAGAUUUUUACAUACGUCACUCUCAAGCAAUUAUUCAAAAUUUGCAUUUUUUUCAGACAGCAUUAUAAAUGCUAUUUCGUCUCCAACGUUUGUUUUGUCUCUUCUACAGUCGGUAUCCUUUCUGCAUGGAUGUUUUUUGACGUUUUUAUAACAAUUUUUUAAUAUUCUUGUACCUACGUCUACUUGCCAUUUAACCACUUCUCUACGCCACACGCUCUGGUCAAAAUGGAAGGGCUAAAAGAGUUUCUGACUCCUUCUCGUUUCAGUUUGUUUGGCUACAUUGUAGCAGUCCUUUUUCUCUUGACAGGAGCCGUGUUUGUAGGAAUCACAAGUAAGGUAAGACUCAACGAACGGAGAACUUUCCUUUGCGAUUUCCAAGGUACCCUACCUGACAAGAAUUUUCAUCAAGCUCAAUGCUUUGAGAAGUACGAGGAACAGUACAAUUCUCCACUGCCAUUGUAUCUGUAUGUCCUUUUGAGUUUUGUUGCCGUGGUCGUGGUGUGCCUCGCUUACUCGUGGUGUUGUGUGAAAUCUCGGGUUGACCGGCUACAAGCCGCGAUGGCACCCGAUGCGGAAAACCCUCGCCCAAGGCCAAGAAUAAGAACUCGUCGAGUUUUCGCGAUUUAUUUCCUUCAUCUAGCGACGCGCCUAGUCUUAGGAAUUGUGUUUACAUUGAUGCAAAACUUUGUGUUGUAUCCAGGUGGCUUUCCGACCGGAUAUGCUUGCGUUUUGCCAACGGUGAGAUCAUUCAAUACCAGCGCUUCUUCAAAAACACUCUCUCACACAUCAAACUGCCACAAUUCUGUUGCAUCUGAAAAGAACAGCUGUAUGAGGAUGGUUUGGAUAGCUAACAUCAUUUUCAACUGUCUUGUGUUCGGAGAAAUCAUUUACCUUCUAGCACGUGCAUCACAUAGUAGUAAGUUUACGUUCGAUUCAGAAUUCUCUUCAAAGUAUUUUUUCUACCAAAGCUCAACUGCCGUGACGCCAGCUGGCUUCAGGAAAUCCAUGAAAAAACUGAUCUUACAAGAAACAGAGUUUAUAGAGCCACUGAUUCACUGUAGCACUGAGGAAGAGGAAGGCAACAUACUCUUAGAUGACAUCUUUCUGGACGUAAUCAUUUACACCGGAAGAGCAAAAGAGAAGUUUUUGAAGGAUUGCGAAAGACACCUCAUAUACGACUCCUAUUUAAAACCUGAAAGCCAGCAUGGAUCAGUUGCGAUCAAAACGCGCGGAGAGUUGUUUCUGUCCAACGAAGACACUCAAAACCCACGGAAAAUUCUCAUCGUUGGACGCCCGGGGAUCGGAAAGUCUUUGCUCUGUCAGAAACUCCUGCGUGAUUGGAGUAAAGGGCACCUUUUCCACGAUAACAGCAAAACGUUCAAGUACGCUUUCUUGUUCCAGUUUCGUUCGUUUUAUUCGGAAACAUCAGGACAGAUCUCCUUUCGGCAGUUGCUGAACCGCACAGCAUAUUCAGCCGGUCAAAGAGACGAUCAGGUUUUUCAAGAACUGUUGGAUAAUCCUGAGGAAAUACUUCUUGUAUUUGAUGGCUUCGACGAAUUUAAGGAUCACGAUAGCUGCACGACCAACGAGGCGGCACGAUUCGGAAAUGGCCCAAGCGAGAAAAUGCCAUUAUCAGCACUAUACGUGAAACUUCUGCAGGGAAAACUCCUUCCUGGAGCAACAGUGUUGACAAGUUGUAGGCCGACUGUGCUGGGAAGUGUUGAGGUCCCACUGUUUGACAGGACUGUGGAAAUAAUGGGCUUUACAGAAGAGAAAGUUCAGAAGUAUGUGAACAACUACUGUGAAGGAGACAGCGCGACAGCAACACAAAUAUGGGAGCACAUCUACAGCAAUUUAAACCUGUUGUCUUUAUGCUACAUUCCUGUGAAUUGUCGCAUAUUGUGUUUCUUUCUCAAGGCGUUAAUCAAGCUUUGUGCCCUGGGAUCAGAAAUCGUCACCUUACCGACAAGGCUCACGGAAGUCUACCAAGGAGCUUUGAGAUUGUUCAUCUUUACGCAUCACCCGGAAUUUCGCGAUAAACCAUUUCGGGGAAAUGAACGCUUUUCAGAUUCGGUUGAAAAGACCUUGACAGAACUCGGGUCGUUAGCAAGAAAAGGAAUAGCCGAAGGGCGACUGAUAUUCGACUCAGAAGAAGUGUCAGGAAUGAUACAUUGUGGUUUGCUGAAUCAAUUGCCUGACAGCAGGUUGUCUCCGGUGGAGUUCAAACAACGUUUUUGCUUCAUUCAUUUAACUUUACAGGAGUUUCUGGCCGCUAGAGAGAUUACGAAGAUGGAGCCCGAUGACCUUAAGGAAUUUAUUACGUCUAACACGGAAGAUCCAAAGUGGCAUUUGGUCAUUCAGUUCGUUGCUGGGUUACUUCAUGGCCAGCAGCACAAUGACGCAGUCAGCAGCUUUGUAAAGUGCCUUCACGACUCUUCGCUGUCGAAUCCACCGAAUAAAAAGAUGGCUUUACUCAUGAUGAAGUGUUUGUACGAGUACAAUGACGAUGCUACAGUGAAGAGCGCAGCUUCUCAGCUUCAGCAAAACAGAUGUUUUCGCAAUUCGUUUGACCUGUGGAAUUGCCAAAUAACACCUGUUGACUGCACAGCAAUUGUGUACUUCUUAAGAAACAUUGAGCGGGUGAAUUACUCACUUUACCUAAGUGCUAAUUCUCUAGGAGAAGGGGGAUGUAAAGAAUUAGCCAAGCUGUUAAUGGAAGGAGGCCCAGUUAAAUUACUCCUAAAAAAGAACAACAUCACUGACCAGGGUUUGAUUUCAUUGAUAAGAGCUAUCAGUGCGGACAAGUGUAAACUCCAGAAGUUGAGCCUUAAUUGGAACGACUUAAUCAGUCCAGAUGCAUUAGUCCUCCUUUGCGAAUCACUAAAAACCAAAAGUUGUAAGCUCACUCACUUGCGACUUGGCACAUUGCAAAUAACUGAACACGUUUUGUCACACUUGUGUGAAUCACUGGAACACGCGAAUUGCAAAAUCACCAGCUUGAUGUUCAACGAUGAGGAACUUUGGACCGACGCGGUUUUGUUGAAGUUCUGUGAAACACUCAAACACCAAAACUGCCAGGUGAGCUCGUUGAGAAUAGAGUGUCAGAAAAUUACUAACCAAGGCGUUAAACACUUCUGCGAAACACUAGAGAGCGAACAUUGCAAACUCAAGAAACUGGAUUUGAUCAGCAAUCGAAUAACCGCUGUGGUGGUGCCUUUCAUUCGCAGAUCAUUAAGUCACCCGAACUGUAAACUCUGUAAAUUAAACAUUAUAUCUUGGAACAUAAAUCAGCAAGUUGAGAGAGACCUGGAUGAGGCACUUCAAGCUGCCUGCCUCAAACGCAAUGCUCAUUCCACAAUGUAAAUAGCCCUCUCACUUAAAAAAAAAUGCCAAACUUCAAGCUUGAGAUUAAAACUCACGACUUCACUUUGCAAAUUAACAAGAACAACAGCACCUGAAAGUGCCAUCUGCAAACACCAUAGUUAAUAGAGGGAAAUGGUUAAUAAACCUGGCAAAGUUCUUUGUUGUAUGUUUUUGCUGGCUAUUUUGGGGGUUGACCCUGUACAAAACCUGACAAAAUACAAAAGGUGGUUAUGUGUGCUCAUACAACUAGCCAAUUGAAGCACUGCGAUUUUGUAAUUCAUGCAUAGUCUGUGGGCAUAAAACAAAAGAUGUACAGGGUCAAGGACAUUCUAACAUAAAUCUCAGCCUGUUUGUUUGCUUCUCUGGUGUUUACCGGCCUUCCUGACCAUUUCCCUCCGUUAACUAUGGCAAACACAUUACAUACUCGCGUUUCAUCCUCAGAUGUAAAACUUAGAAGGAUCUUUAAACGGCCAGAUAAAUACAAUAAACACCCACCUAUAAGAAGCUGGUGAUUAAGUGCGUGUUGGUUGAAAUUGUUACAUUUAAAGCCCCAUCAACAAUCGCCUGUUUCGUUUAACUGCGCAGAAGUUUUUUCAGUCCCAGUCUCUGUAAUCCUCUACGCAGCCGUUAUUAGGGUCGUCACGCAACGCUUUUCUAGAGAGAAGCAUUGCGUGACGACCCUAAUAACGGCUGCCAAGGCGACUACGGUCUAUGUUGUGCUCAUCGAUUCGACAAGUAUUGUUUGUAAAGCAGUACACAAGUUCAACGAGUAAAUAUAAUGGCAACCAAAGAAUAAAGAGAAUUUUAAGGAAAUCAAUAACAAGUAUUUUUUUUCUCCCCAGGUUGUAAGUUUCCUCCGGAUAUAAUACCCAACUCGCUUGUAACCUUACCGACUCUUCUUAUACAGUUGUUUCGACAAAGGUUGUCCCACUAGUCUGUCCACAGACAAUCUAUCUUGUCUCGAGUUCGUCGCGAUCGCAAGCGUAGCAAAAUAUUAAUCUGGCGCGUGGGAUAUGAACGAUCCAAAACGCAAGGGGGUGGGGCUCUUUCGCGUUCCACGCUCGCUUUCAAGCGCGCUCGACGAAGGAAAAGAUCGUACGAAAAAAACAUCCGUGGACAAAAGCGACCCCUCUAUACGGCCACUUUUUUUGUCCCGGCGCACGGUCAAUACAUUCACACUUAUUUUAACCUAUCAACAACGUCCACUUCUCUAAAACAGCAACGGCCACGAAAGCGCCCCCUAACUGCCAAAACAACCUCCCGACAACGGCCAGUUAAUCAACGAAGGAUCAGUGCAUACAAAAUCCCUGUUUACUGUAAAACGUAACAAACACUGAUCCAUACCGCACGUCGUUGGUCUCUGUUUCUGUUUGGUUUCUGCUUUAAUAAUAUAUUUUGUUUGUGUUGCGUACUUACAUGCUACAAUAAGCAUUUUUUAAAGAAAAAAAUCGUUGCACCCCCAAACAAAUACAAGUGUCAUAUUACACCCCUACCUCUCCAUAACGGCCACCCCACUUUCCACUUUCCCUAAGGUGGCCGUUGUGGAGAGGUUCGACUGUAUAUCAAACAAAUAAUUCUGAAAUUUUAUAGGUCUUGAAAAAAUGAUU
Molecule: messenger RNA, 5761 nt
Organism: Orbicella faveolata
Lineage: Eukaryota; Metazoa; Cnidaria; Anthozoa; Scleractinia; Merulinidae
Product: nucleotide-binding oligomerization domain-containing protein 2-like
Cellular component (GO): cytoplasm
Source: RefSeq, a predicted model, not a curated record